AUGCCCCCAGUCGACCUCGAAACCCUCGUCACAGCCUACGCCGGCGACCGGAAAAUAGCCUGCGAGACACUGGCCGACAAUCCCGCCGGCGGCGAGGCUCCGCCUGAUUUCCCGCCGGAAUCCUUCCUGCUAUCAAAGGAUGCCGAAUACGAGUGGUUCGACCGGAACGCGUUCUACGAGCGCAAGGACUCAACCAGAGGCUACACCAACUCCGGCAACUUGAACCCGAACCCGCACCCGCAUCUGAGCUCCAACUCCAGCUCCCAGCGGUUCUCCGCCAACCUCAAAUCCAAAGCCUCCAUAAUCGGCCUGCCCAAGUCUCAGAAGGCCACCUUUGGGGCCACCAAGCGGAGGAUCUGCCGCCCGCCGGCCAUACGCCUCUUUCCCAAGCGUUCCGGUUCGGCCGGGAAGUCAUCCACCCCGAUCGAGCCGAGCUCUCCCAAGGUCUCCUGUAUGGGCCGGGUCAGGUCCAAGCGGUGCCGCCGGAGAUCGAACUCGCGCAAGAGAGGCGAGAAGCCGGCGGACAAGCCCGGAACAGGCGGCGCGAGGCUGAAGGCCGGGUUCUACUCGAGGGUGAUGGGUAUGUUCCGGUCCAAGAGAGCGGAGAGGAAAUCGUCCCGGUCGGGAAGCAGGAAGCCGAUGGCCGUCGUGGUGGAGGAGGAACCGGCGGGUCUCGACCAGAUGCGGAGGAGCAGGAGCCUUAGCGUGCAAGUGGGGGAGGUCGCGGCGGUUGAGGCGCCCGGUUUGGGAGGAAUGAACCGGUUCGCAUCGGGGAGGCGGUCCGGUUCGUGGGCGUCCGAUGACUUUAAUUAG
Messenger RNA from Striga hermonthica, 813 nucleotides. Lineage: Eukaryota; Viridiplantae; Streptophyta; Magnoliopsida; Lamiales; Orobanchaceae. The record is from the annotation of a GenBank genome assembly.